Miscanthus lutarioriparius is the source of this 480-nucleotide messenger RNA. Lineage: Eukaryota; Viridiplantae; Streptophyta; Magnoliopsida; Poales; Poaceae. The record is from the annotation of a GenBank genome assembly.
AUGGAUAACGGAGACAGGUCGGGGGCUGGCGCGGGCGCCGUCGGCAGCGCCGGGAGCCUCGGCCUCCGCGUCGGGCAGGCGGUCUUCUCGUCGGCGUCGCUGCUGUUCAUGUCAGUUGGUGUCGAGUUCUUCAGCUACACCGCCUUCUGCUUCCUGGUGACAAUCAUGGGCCUGGUCAUCCCGUGGAGCUGCACGCUGGCCAUGAUCGACGUGUACUCCGUGUUGGUGGGAUGCCCUCUGCGCGUGCCGGGCGUCAUGGUCAUCGUCGUGGUAGGAGACUGCGCGCUGUCGAUCGUCUCGUUUGCCGCCGCGUGUUCGAGCGCCGCGGUGAUCGACCUCCUCCUCCAGUUCCACGGAUCCCACUGCUCCCCGAGGUUCUGCGGGAGGUACCAGCUGUCUGCCAUGAUGGCGUUCUUGUCCUGGUUCCUCAUGGCCGCUUCUGCUAUCUUCAACCUCUGGUUCAUCGCCUCACGGUGGUAG